AUGGCCAGAAGAGAAUUCACUCCAUAUGGACACAAAGUUAAUUAUUCAUCACCACCGUCAUCAGUAUCAUUAGAUCAACAGUUGCCAUUCUCAUCAUCUGAUGAUUAUUCAAUUGUCUAUGUUCAGCCAUCAUCAUUAAAUACGGAACACAAUUGUACAUCCCCGAAUAAUCCUUGCAAGAGUGUAGAAGAUGCCAUUUCCUAUGCCAAUUCUAUUGGAAAUACUCGAGUUCAUGUCUAUUUGAUGGAUGGAGAAUAUAAGUGUGGAAUGGCACCUUAUCAACCAUUGCAGAGUCUGAUUUUGGAACCAUUUAAUCAGAGCAAGAGGAUUCAAUUUAAAUGUAAUGGAAGAUCUCUCUUUACUUAUUUAAAUGCCAUGAAUAGAUUAAAGUUGUCGAGAUUGGAACUAUAUGAUUUUAGUAUGAAUAAUGAUGACAAUACUUUGGUUUCAGUUCCAUUGAUAGAGAUUGAGAAUUCUAUUCUGAAUAAUUCAUUAAUUUAUGAAUCAAGUCGUCAGUUUGGAACAAUUUCUGUAUCCAUUGUAAAUUCUCAAUUGGAAUUUGUUGAAUUUUAUGCAACUGUUACAGCAAAUUUUACAGAUUCCACACUUAGAAACAUCAAACACGUACAAGAGAUUCCAUCUUUCGAUCCUGGCACAUUUUUCAAUAAUUGUACCAUUGAAAAGUAUCAAUUUAUUUCCUCUUCUCAAGAAGACAUGUUUGCCGUUGAACAAGGAUUUUCCUUAUUUCACAGUAGAGUGAAGGAUUCAGAUUUUUUGAUUUAUAGAACAUCCACCUCUCAUAUUUCACACAAUACCUUCACUGGCUCUGUAACUAUUAGACAGAGCUUUUUGACGUCUUCAAAAUUUGAAAAUAAUAAGGUGAGCAAUGGGGACUUUCAAUUCUCUGCCUAUUACAUAAAUGUUUUAUACAUAGGAUGGAAUGAUUUUAAUAAUUUGCUUUCAAACAAUCCAGUAUUCCAAAUUGCAAACACUUUACAAACAAUGUUCCAAGUGAAUAAUUUUGAUAAUGUUAAGAAUGGUAUCAGCGUUUCUCAAAGCAAUUACAUUUCACUUUUUCAAACUAACUUUAGAAAUACUAGUAUUUCCCUACGUGUUGAUUCAUUGAUGGAUGUUGUCCAGUCAUCUUUCCUACUAGAUAGUUGUGAUUUUAACAAUAAUGGAGAUUUAACAAUACCAAAUGGAGUUUAUAUUAAGGCAAAUACCAUUCAAAUUAAGGAUGGCUAUUUUAACGGAAACAAGGCAGUGAAAGGAGGUGCUGUCUAUAUUGAAGGACUGACAAUUGCAUUAGACCUACUCGCUUACAACAAUAGUGCCCUAAUGGGAGGUGCUAUCUAUGCCAAAUUAUUGGGUACUGAUCCUUUGGAAUUGAGAGCUACAAUGGACUAUAAUACUGCCCAACUUGGAGGUGCUAUUUUUGUUGAAAAUCCAAAACCAUUCGUGAUUUUGGAUUAUUUGGAGUGUAAAUAUAGUCGUGCGCUAUUCUCUGGAGGUUGCAUUUAUAUUUCAGAGCCAGGUCCAUAUAUUGAAUCAAGUUUUCUCUUGAAGGAUCAUAAUGAAGCCGGAUCGUAUGGAGAUUUCAUUGGAGAACCGCUUAACAAUAUCACACUUUCUGUAGAUGUAAUAUCUGGUAAUAAUACUGUUGUUACAAAAGUAAUUGAAAAUCAAGAUAUUAUCUACUCUCAAUAUCCAGGACAAGAGCUGACAAUUAGUAUAGAAAAUUUACAGACCUACAAUAAUGGAGAAAGAGUUCCAGUCAAAAAGUUACAAAGUCAAGUGGACGUUUUUGUUUCUUUAUCAGAUGGUAUGAUUUAUUCGAAAAAGUUUAUUCCAAAUCAACUGAAUGCAGUAACCUAUUCACUUGCCAUAGAAGAAAGACAACUGAAACAAGUACACGGACAUAUUACAAUCCAAAAUAUUGUUCAGAAUAUCACCAUUAAUAUUUUAGAUUGUCCAAAGGGAAAAGAACUUCAAAAUCCACUUUCUACGGGUUUCGUUUGUUAUGAUACAAUUGUUGAUAAUUCUGCUCUAAUUAUCAUUCCAAUAAGUGUGGUUCUGGGAAUUCUAUUAAUGAUUGUUAUCAUUCUUUUAUUGAUUCUUACAUUCAGAGGAGUGAGACAUAUUUAUGUGAAACUAAACCGUCUCAAGAGAAAGGAAAUUGCCGAAAAGAAUUUGGAAGACAAAAUUAUUGAAAAUUCAUUCUAUUAUGAAAGUCAACCACUUUUGGUCAAUUCAAAUAAUUCCAAUUCUUCACAAUCUUUGAUUAUUCCAAUUGAAGAAAUUUCAAUUGAAAAGAAAAUAGGAGAGGGAAGUAAUGGGAUUGUUUAUUUGGGUAAAUGGAAAGGUAAACAAGUUGCUAUCAAAUCACUCAAGUCAGAUACAAUUGGAGAUGAAAUAGGUGAUUUUGAAAGAGAAGCAGCAAUUUUAAAUAGUUUAUCUCAUCCAAAUAUUGUCAAAUUUUAUGGAAUUUCCAUGACCUCCAAUCACAGAUAUAUGGUUGUGGAGUAUAUUAAUCAUGGAAGUUUGGAUCGAUUGAUUUACAAUUCAAGAAUAGGAGUUUCUACUUUAAAUUUGAAAAGAAAACUUGAUAUUUUAAUUUCAGUUGCCAACGGAAUGAAAUAUCUUCACACAUUGAAUCCUCCUAUAAUUCACAGGUAA
Naegleria gruberi is the source of this 2676-nucleotide messenger RNA. RefSeq lists its product as uncharacterized. Gene Ontology annotation, biological process: protein phosphorylation. NCBI's taxonomy places the organism in Eukaryota, Heterolobosea, Eutetramitea, Acrasida, Naegleriidae. The transcript has a single exon. Gene Ontology annotation, molecular function: protein kinase activity; ATP binding. Bases 1 to 2676 code for a protein of 891 amino acids. The record is from RefSeq and is a predicted model, not a curated record.